Messenger RNA from Empidonax traillii (willow flycatcher), 2080 nucleotides. It is a transcript of the gene AMFR, whose product is annotated as autocrine motility factor receptor. Gene Ontology annotation, cellular component: endoplasmic reticulum; ubiquitin ligase complex; cytosol. The record is from RefSeq and is a predicted model, not a curated record. The coding region runs from base 1 to 1893 and encodes 630 amino acids. NCBI's taxonomy places the organism in Eukaryota, Metazoa, Chordata, Aves, Passeriformes, Tyrannidae. The transcript has 14 exons. Gene Ontology annotation, molecular function: ubiquitin protein ligase activity; ubiquitin binding. Gene Ontology annotation, biological process: ubiquitin-dependent protein catabolic process; endoplasmic reticulum unfolded protein response; protein K48-linked ubiquitination.
AUGCCGCUGCUGUUCCUGGAGCGCUUCCCCUGGCCCAGCCUCCGCACCUACACGGCGCUCAGCGCCCUGGCGCUGCUGGGCGCCGGCCUCAGCGCCUACCGCGCCCUCAGCCAGGCGCCCGCCGGCCCGGCGCUCACCGAGCCGGCCGAGCCUCAGCGCUGCUCCGGCCCGCGAGCCCUGGACGUCGCCUACUACCUGCUGUCCGACAGCCUCUGCGUCUGGGUGCUAGUGAACACUGCCUGCUGUUUUCUGAUGCUGGUUGCUAAGGUGAUCCAGUGUAUGGUGUUUGGUCCUCUUCGUGUCAGCGAGAGGCAGCACCUCAAGGAUAAGUUCUGGAAUUUCAUUUUCUACAAGUUCAUCUUCAUUUUUGGCGUGCUGAAUGUUCAGACAGUGGAAGAAGUGGUGAUGUGGUGCCUCUGGUUCUCUGGACUCGUGUUUCUCCAUCUGAUGGUCCAGCUCUGCAAGGAUCGCUUUGAAUAUCUUUCCUUUUCUCCUACCACGCCCAUGAGCAGCCACAUCAGAGUGCUGGCCCUGCUCAUAGCCAUGCUCCUGUCCUGCUGUGGAUUGGCAGUUGUCUGUGGAGUUGUUGGCUACACCCAUGGCAUGCACACGUUGGCUUUCAUGGCAGCAGAGUCUCUGCUUGUGACAGUCAGAACUGCUCACGUGAUUUUACGAUACGUGGUUCAUCUCUGGGAUCUCAACCAUGAAGGAACAUGGGAGGGCAAAGGCACUUACGUCUACUACACAGAUUUUGUCAUGGAGCUAACCUUGCUUUCCCUGGACUUGAUGCAUCAUAUUCAUAUGCUGCUGUUUGGCAACAUCUGGCUGUCCAUGGCGAGCCUGGUGAUCUUCAUGCAGCUGCGCUACCUGUUCCACGAGGUGCAGCGGAGGAUCCGGCGCCACAAGAACUACCUGCGGGUGGUUGGGAACAUGGAAGCCAGGUUUGCAGUUGCAACCCCGGAGGAGCUGGCGGUGAACAACGACGACUGUGCCAUCUGCUGGGACUCCAUGCAGUCGGCGCGUAAACUGCCGUGCGGGCACCUCUUCCACAACUCGUGCCUGCGGUCCUGGCUGGAACAAGACACCUCUUGCCCCACCUGCAGAAUGUCUCUGAAUAUCACUGACAGCCACCACGUGAGGGAGGAUCACCAGAGGGAAAACCUGGAUGAGAACCUGGUCCCCGUGGCAGCAGCAGAAGGCAGACCACGCCUGAACCAGCACAAUCACUUCUUCCACUUUGAUGGCUCCCGAAUCGCCAGCUGGCUGCCCAGUUUUUCCGUAGAAGUGAUGCACACCACAAACAUCCUUGGAAUUGCACAGGCCAGCAACUCCCAGCUCAAUGUUAUGGCCCAUCAGAUCCAGGAGAUGUUCCCUCAGGUUCCUUAUCACUUAGUUCUGCAGGACCUGCAGUUAACUCGGUCUGUAGAGAUCACCACUGACAACAUCCUGGAAGGGCGCAUCCAGGUGCCUUUCCCCACACAGCGUGCAGACAGCAUCAGGCCUGCCUUGAACAACCCUGUGGAGCGGCACAGUGCUGACCAGGAGGAUGCUGGAACUGCCACACAGACCGAGAGAGUGCCUCUUGAACUCAACUCCAGGCUGGAAGAGAUGGUGGAAUUCAGCGAAAUGGAAGCAGAGCCCAGUGAAGCAGAAGAUUUUGAGGCCAGGGGAAGUCGCUUUUCCAAGUCAGCUGACGAAAGGCAGCGCAUGUUGGUUCAGCGGAAGGAGGACUUGUUGCAACAAGCUCGAAAGCGUUACCUGAACAAAACCUCGGAGGAGGAGCUGCCCCCCUCGAAGCCUUGUCCCGAGGGCGCGGCCGACGCGGUGACGCUGCGCCGCAGGACCCUCGCUGCCGCCGCCGAGCGCCGGCUUCAGAUGCAGCAGAACUCCUAGCGCCCCUGCUCCCUCCUCCUCGUGAGCAACCUUCAAUAAACAAAUCAAACACCAACCCCCUGCGCUUUCUGGGCCAGCAGGAAAGCGUCUCUUCAGAGCUCAGCUGGCUGUGCUGCCGAGUGAGCUGGCUGCCUCUCUGCUGUACAAAGCAUGUGGUCUAAUAAUGUUGGGACAGCUGACAAAUUAA